AUGGCGGACCCAACAACAGCAAUAGCAGCAACAGCAGCAACAACGUGUGUGGUAUAUCCCCACGAACUUCAAACCCUCGUGCCCCACGACUGUGCCGUCUUUCUGACGGUCGAAACCGGUGAACAAGUGGAGCUGCCACCUGCACUGCAACGCCACCAGCUCCACCCGAGUCUGCAGUUCCAGUUGGAGCCCUAUCGUCGCUGGAACGCCACUCCUGCGCUCGGCUUCCUCCAUAGCAUCGACCGCGUUGACGUCUGCGGCACUACACGUGCAAACAAAGACGACGACGGCGAGCCGUUCACACUGGCGGUUCACCUGCGUCUCCCUCGUUCACGACUCCCUACGAGUCCAUGCAACGCAAAAGCUGACGCACGGCACUCGCAUCGCAUGCGCCGUAAAGGCCAACCGACCUUUACCGUUGAACGGAGCUUUGCCGAGUUCCAAGCGCUCCGCACCCACGUGCUGCAAGCCGUGUGCGCCAUCCCCCAGUGUACGUGUGCGUACUGCCUGGACUUUGUCCUGUACAUUCGCUUCAAGUACAGCCAGCCCCGUCGUCUUGCCACGCUCCUGUCUGGCAAUGAAAAGCGCAAGCAGAUGCUCGCGCGAUGGCUCGAAGAUCUUGUCACGAUGGGUCAGCGUCGAGCUCCGACGCCUGGGCGGCGCAAAUGCCAGGCCCAGCGUCGAGUCCCUGCUAUCUUGCAAGCCUUCCUGCUCAACACGAAAGCAGUGUACGUGGCAAGCACGAAGUGA
Hyaloperonospora brassicae is the source of this 750-nucleotide messenger RNA. NCBI's taxonomy places the organism in Eukaryota, Oomycota, Peronosporomycetes, Peronosporales, Peronosporaceae. The record is from the annotation of a GenBank genome assembly.